AUGGACUAUUCAAUCGGAAAAGAGGGGAUCAAGCGCAGGAAGAUCAUGAGCACGGAAGUCUUCGAGACGCCUAAUUCCGAAGAGGUGUGCCAGCCCUACGCGCCAGCGAACGCUUCAGCUCGCCAAUCACGAGCUGGAGUUAGUGCCGGUGCUGAAGCUGAAGGCCACUUUUACGACAAGAGGUCCAUGGAACUGGACGAGCAGGAGGUUCCGGCGACGCAAGCCUUUGAGGUUUUCAUGGGCAAAGUUUACAAGCCAGCCGGGCCGCAGCAGACCGAGUACGAGCUUCUGGCUGGCACUAGUAGUAGCAACAAGACGACGUUGGAGUCGCCAUUGUCUCGAUUCACGCGGUUGUCGCUGGAACUGAAGGAGUUGGAGACUGAUCUCACGCUGCUCGCGGUAGACGCUGAGCACAAGAAGCACAAAGUGAUGCUGGACGCUAGUCAGGAGGCUGAGUUCACCGAGGUUAUGCAGGGCCUCAACACACUGCAGCUCAAUUUGUCGGCGUUGGGGAAGAAUGCUGCAUUCCAGCCUUUUUUACGCGCUGGUACUACUGCUGCAAGUGCUGAUGCGGCGAUGAGUCUACAAAAGGAUCUAACAGCCAAGUUUUUCCAGAAGAUCGACUUUCUUAAGAAGCAGCAGCAGCUUCAGCCAGCUGAACUUGCUCUCUCUGAAGAAGCACCCAUUGUUUACGAGAUUUACAAUAAUUGCGAGUCGAAUGCUAUUGACCAAGAUGCAAAGUCUCGGGUCGCAGCACUUGAAGCACGGAUAGUGAUGCUGGAAAAGAUUGUUGGCGGUUUCCAGGGACAGGAAGUGCGAUUGCAUGGCCCUGACUCGAUCAGUGGUGUGUCAAAUGUAAACCUGACUUCAGCAGUUGCGCAACUCGAGCUACGUGUUGCUUUGAUGAGCGAGAAAAAUCUUGACGCUGUGAAGACGCGUACGGCAGCUCUUUUGCACGAAUUCACACUUCUCAGCAAGCUUAAGCAGUCGCCAAGUGUGCAGAAGGCGUUGAACUCGCAGGCUGAUGACAAGCAAAUUCAAAAAUUGUAUGGCCAGCUUAGCAGCCUCGACACGAUCGCAGCAUCGGUGCCAACUGUCGUAGAUCGUCUUGUUGCGCUGAAGUCCGUGCACGAUGAGCUGCUGACUGUGUCUGCCCGUGUGGACAAGAUGGAGAAAACCCAAGCCUCGCUGGACGAGCUACUGGACUCUGAUGCUGCGAUACUUGCCAAUAUUGAGGCUAGCUUGGCUGAAAAUGUGCAGAUUUUUCAGUCCAACAUCAAGCAACUAGACGACCGCAUGACCGAGUUGCUCUCUUCUGGUGGUUGCUGA
Peronospora matthiolae is the source of this 1329-nucleotide messenger RNA. The record is from the annotation of a GenBank genome assembly. NCBI's taxonomy places the organism in Eukaryota, Oomycota, Peronosporomycetes, Peronosporales, Peronosporaceae.